This is a messenger RNA of Odocoileus virginianus texanus, 2627 nucleotides long. The record is from RefSeq and is a predicted model, not a curated record. Lineage: Eukaryota; Metazoa; Chordata; Mammalia; Artiodactyla; Cervidae.
GGCAAUGUUAUAACUGGUGUAUUAUUGUGAAUUCUUUCAUUACAGCUCAUAGAUUUUCAGUGGAAGCUGGGUAUGGCUGUGAGCUCUGACAGUUGCAGAUCCCUUAAGUAUCCUUAUGUUGCAGUGAUGCUGAAAGUGGCAGAUCAUUCAGGACAAGUGAAGAACAAGUCCUUUGAAAUGACAAUCCCACAGUUUCAGAAUUUCUACAGACAAUUCAAGGAAAUUGCUGCAAUUAUUGAAACUGUGUGAAAACUGAUUCUAAACUGAAAAUAAUCUAAAAUCACGGACUUCACUUUCUGCAACAAAGCUGCUUAAGGAUCGAAUGAUAUUUAUUGAAUGAAAAUUAUACUUUUGGUUUUCUACUUUUUAAAAUAAUAAUAAAAAAAAAAUCAGACAAACAGGAAUUACAAAGUGGUGAUCGAUGCACAGCUUUGUGAAUGUACCAAGAGCCACUGAUUUGGAUAGUUUAAAGGGUAAAUUCUGUGGUAUGUGAAUUAUAUCUUAAUAAAAAAAUAAAUCAAGCAGUUGAAUAAUAGUAAAAGUAACACAAGUUUAUGUAUUAAACCAGCAGUUUUAAAAAUUGCUGGUAGUGUUACCCAUUUUAUAAACAAGCUCUUACAUAGAUGCCUUUAUAUAUACAGUCUUAUAUAUAAAGUAUAUAUAAAUGGAAAAAGUAGUAUUUGAUUAGGAUAAUGUUACUUUACAAAUUCAGCUUUAUAACAUUCACUUGCUAUGAAAGCAGUUAGUGAGAAGAGUGAGGCUGCUGCUUCUCAAAAAUUUGGAAUCAAGUUAGGAUUGGCCAUUGCUCCCUUGUAUUAACCAAGCAUUCAGAUGUUUCUGUUAUUAAUAUUGUAGAAAGUUCAAGUAUAUGCAGACAUAUUAAGAAUUUAUAUACAAAUGAGUUAACCUGGUAACACAGAUUAUUGUGUUAGGUGAUCCUUUGAAUUUAGAUUUGUAAACCAGUUAAAAUAUUUUAUAAAACCACAGCAGUCAACACUAUAUGGCAUUGCUCAGUUAAACAGAUCGCUGGAAUAGACUGUGUGGCCUAGAAAUAGAUCAAGAUAUUUGAGACAAAGAUGGUAUUUCAGUUGGAUGAGAAAACAAUUUAAUAAAUGAUACUAGCAGUUAUAGCACAUACACAAGUAAAUUUCAGAUGAGUUAAUGAUUUAACUAUAAAAUAUAAAAAUUAGAAGUGUUAUAGAAUAUGUUAACUAAUGCUUGGGAAGACAGCAAUUCCACAACUGUAAUAUGAAACAAAUAUAUUUGAAAUUUAAGAAUUAAAAAAUCAUAUGUGAGAAAAAAAAUGGGUCCUAAGCAAAAAUAAAAGACCUGCUGUGUUGAUGUGUAAGUUAGCUCCUAGUCUAUAAACAAAUUGCUUUAAAUAUUUGAAGUAAGAAGAGAUUUUUAUACAAGAAAUGAGAUGUUCACGUAACUGUCAGAAAGACUGAGGGAAUGAGAAGUUAUUGCUGGCUUUUAGAAAAUCCAGUAGUGCAGGAAUUUCAGGGAAAGCCCCUGCCAGUAAUCUCUGCACAAUGCAGGAUGUCACCUGGAAGCCACUAUACGGGCCAUUUCUGCCAUCUGUCAGCAUGUUCGAAUGAAAUAAAGGCUGCCUGCUUUCUUCACUCUUCUAGUUUCAGUGAGAGUGCCUCUGAUUUGUGGAAGUUAAACCAGGAUCCUGUUCAAUUGAGUUUCUAGUCUUUCAGCGCCUUUGGAAGGGAGAUUUACAAAAGCAAAAAUGGUUCUGAGUAUUUGUACUCCGCUGACAGGAGUUAUGGUCUUUUUUGCAAAGUGAUAUAGACACACACGUUAUGUAGAAAUUUUGCAACUUAGAAAUUGCAGUUGAGAAAUACAACCUUUGGAAUAAAGCCACUAAUCUAUAUAAAAACAUUUGCAAAUUUGGCUAAAUGUUCACCCAGUUCCAGUUUGGGCACACAGGAAGGCUGCAUUUUCCAGCCUCCCUUGCAGUUAGGUUGAGGCCUCUGAUUGGGUUGUAGCCAGUGGAAUCUGGGGCAGACGUGUCCCAAGUGACAUCCAGUCUUUGUCAUGAACCUUUCCUUGUCUUCCAAGCUUUCUGUCAUGUUGAAUGCUGGAAAGGAAGAAACCUGAGAUAGUGAACCCAUUAAGAUGGAUCCCCUGAAUCACGACUGGAGGCACACUCCUCAUGGUAACAGGCUGACUUGCACCAGGCAGUGAUGUCAGCUAGAAACAAACUCUUGUUGUAGUAAGCUAGUGAGAUUUUUAGAGUGUUCGUUACAACAGCAAGUGAACAUAACUUGAAUAACACAAGGUAUUUGUAUGAAGAUUUUUUGUAACAUUUCCUCAAGCAGUACAAAGCAAAAUAAAGGAAGCAGCGACUGUCUAUAAUAAAGAAUAAAUGGUUGAAUAAAUUCAUUGUAUCUCUGCUAUAGCAUAUCAUUGACCUGCCAUUAUCAAUAUGUAUUAACACACCUGCUGGUAACACCUACAGUUAUUUCAUAAAACCAUGUAAAAUGUACUCAAUAUAUAUUUGAAUUCUUAAUGUAAAAUUAGGGAAAUCAAGGAAAGAUGUUUAUUGGAUUGUAAGCAUUGAUGGAGAGGGUAUAUGAAGAGGGAGAGGAAGAGCAAUUAAAAAAUUAUUUUUAAGUUCA